Molecule: messenger RNA, 816 nt
Organism: Mesorhabditis spiculigera
Lineage: Eukaryota; Metazoa; Nematoda; Chromadorea; Rhabditida; Rhabditidae
Source: the annotation of a GenBank genome assembly
AUGGAGACGGCGACCUUUCUGCAAGAGGAGAUCGAGCUGCGCACUCAGCAGAACAACUAUGCCAAGGAGUUGCUCAACGAAAUGUGCGGCCUGAUCGAGCAGUCGCUGACCCUAAUGGAGGAGAACAAGACCGAUGUCGGAAAGCUCGAAGCCGACAUGGUGAGUCUGGCCACUGAUGUCGAGAAUGAGGGCAAUAAGCUGCGCGAGCGUAUCCACUGGCUUCACGAGACGAUCAGCCGUGAAAGCCAGCUGGCCAAGGAGACGCUGGCCGAGAAGGAGCAGCAGAUCGACGACCACGUCGAGAUGCGCGAGUCCGCCAUCAGCGAGCAGGAGUUGUACAAUUUGGAGCGACAGGUCGAAGAUCUGGAGGGCCGGCUGUUGGAGAUUGACGACAUCCUCACCACCACCGCCGACAUCCGCUCCCGGCUGGGGAUGCUCAAAGAGCAGGCCCAAGAGGCGCUGCAACGCCAGCAGAUCAUCGACGACAAGCCGGCCCCGUCGUCCUAUCGACUCUCGAGCGCGGCGGGUGAGCUGACGCGGGUGUUGCUCCAAGCCGAGGAGAUGCUCGACUUCCUCACCGGCUCGAAGGAGGCCGAUCUUGAGUUGGAGGCCAUCAACCUGCUCAACACCAUCACCCCAAUGCGUGUCCGCGCCGAGCAGAACGCGAACGCCACCGACGGAACGGCCCUCCGCUUCCUCGCCGACGUCGAGUGCGCCACCGGCAAAGUGUUCGGCAUCCGUCCCAACGCCCCCACCAAUUAUGGCAAAAUCACCGAGCAGGACGGCGACAGCACCAACACGUCGUUGGCCAGCGUC